GGGCUUUGCACUCAUUUAUUCAGGACAAACUCAAAACACCAAAACCAGAAGCUCUUUGUCAAAUCAAAUCCACUAUCUCUUAAACACUCUGCCAACCCUCCCUCCCUCCUUUUGGUUCUCAAAAGAAUCAAAAAGGACAAACAAAAGAGAGAAAUUUAAGAAAAAAAAAACAAAUCCAUUUCUCUUUCUCUUUUCCCUUCUUUGAAUAAUUUAUAGAAGAAGAAGAAGAUAUACAAAGACAAACAAAAGCUCAUUGCUUUUGUUCAAGUGCCCAUAAUGUGGAACAGAGACAUGUUGUCAAGGGUCACCGUGUUCAUGUUAUGGCUAUUGUUUUCUUCUUGGGUUUUUUCAGUUUCAGCUACUGUUUCUUAUGACAGUAAAGCUAUCAUCAUUAAUGGCAGGAGAAGGAUUCUUCUUUCUGGCUCCAUUCAUUACCCCAGAAGCACUCCGCAGAUGUGGCCUGAUCUUAUAGCAAAGGCUAAAGAAGGAGGCUUGGAUGUUAUACAAACUUAUGUUUUCUGGAACGGACACGAGCCUUCUCCUGGAAAAUAUUAUUUUGACGAUAGGUAUGAUCUGGUUCGAUUUAUUAAGCUGGUGCAACAGGCUGGACUUUAUGUUCAUCUCCGGAUUGGUCCCUAUGUUUGUGCUGAAUGGAACUUUGGGGGAUUUCCUGUGUGGCUGAAAUAUGUCCCCGGCAUUGUUUUCAGGACAGACAAUGGACCUUUCAAGGCUGCAAUGCAAAAAUUCACAGAGAAGAUAGUCAGCAUGAUGAAAGCAGAAAAGCUGUUUCAGACUCAAGGAGGUCCAAUAAUUAUGUCUCAGAUUGAAAAUGAAUUUGGUCCUGUUGAAUGGGAAAUUGGUGCUCCAGGUAAAGCUUACACCAAAUGGGCUGCACAAAUGGCAGUGGGACUUGGCACUGGAGUCCCAUGGAUUAUGUGCAAGCAAGAUGAUGCUCCUGACCCUGUGAUAAACACCUGCAAUGGAUUCUACUGUGAAAAUUUUACUCCCAACGCGAAAUACAAACCAAAGAUGUGGACAGAGAACUGGACUGGCUGGUUUACAGAGUUUGGUGGUGCUGUCCCUACCAGACCUGCAGAAGACAUAGCAUUUUCAGUUGCACGAUUCAUUCAGAAUGGUGGUUCAUUUGUUAAUUAUUAUAUGUACCAUGGAGGAACCAAUUUUGGGCGGACAGCUGGUGGUCCCUUCAUUGCUACCAGCUAUGACUAUGAUGCUCCUAUUGAUGAAUAUGGGCUACCAAGGGAACCAAAAUGGGGACAUCUGAGAGAUUUGCAUAAAGCCAUCAAAUUAAGUGAACCAGCUUUAGUUUCUGCAGAUCCUACCGUGACUUCACUUGGAAGUAAUCAGGAGGCUCACGUAUUCAAGGCAAAGUCUGGUGCAUGUGCUGCAUUCCUUGCAAACUAUGACACAAAAUACUCUGUAAAAGUAACUUUCGGAAAUGUGCAAUAUGACUUACCAGCUUGGUCCAUCAGCAUCCUUCCCGACUGUAAAACUGCUGUUUUCAACACUGCCAGGCUUGGUGCCCAAAGCUCACAAAAGAAGAUGGAAACUGUAAACAGCGCAUUCUCUUGGCAAUCAUAUAAUGAAGAAAGCCCCUCUGCUGAUGAUCAGGAUGCAACUGUAAAAGACGGGCUCUUGGAACAGAUAUAUGUCACCAGAGAUGCUUCAGAUUAUUUGUGGUACAUGACAGAUGUACAAAUAGAUCCUAAUGAAGGAUUUUUGACAAGUGGACAAGAUCCUUCUCUGACCAUUUGGUCAGCAGGUCAUGCUUUGCAUGUUUUCAUUAAUGGUCAAUUAUCCGGGACUGCGUAUGGGGAAUUGGACAAUCCAAAAUUAACAUUCAGCAAAAAUGUCAAACUACGAGCUGGGAUUAACAAGAUUUCUUUAUUAAGCAUUGCAGUGGGACUUCCAAAUGUUGGCGUUCAUUUUGAGACAUGGAAUGCUGGGGUUCUAGGUCCUGUUACAUUGAAGGGUCUCAAUGAGGGGUCAAGAGACUUAUCUAAGCAGAAAUGGUCUUACAAGAUUGGUCUAAAAGGGGAGGCCUUAAGCCUUCAUACCGUUACUGGAAGCUCCUCUGUUGAAUGGGUCAAAGGAUCGCUAUUGGUAAAGAAACAACCUAUGACUUGGUACAAGACAACUUUUAAUGCACCGGGUGGCAAUGAACCAUUGGCUUUAGAUAUGAGUAGCAUGGGAAAAGGGCAAAUAUGGAUAAAUGGCCAGAGCAUUGGACGCCACUGGCCUGGAUAUAUAGCACGUGGUGCGUGUGGUGCUUGUGAUUAUGCUGGAACUUAUAGUGAUAAGAAAUGCCGAACUAAUUGUGGAGAGCCGUCUCAAAGAUGGUACCAUGUUCCACGCUCAUGGCUGAACCCAAGUGGAAACCUCAUGGUUGUGUUUGAAGAAUGGGGUGGUGAUCCAUCUGGAAUUUCUUUGGUCAAAAGAACAACCGGAAGUGUUUGUGCUGAUAUUUUUGAAGCGCAACCAACAAUGAAGAAUUGGGGAAUGCUAGCUUCUGGCAAAAUCAAUCGACCCAAAGCCCAUUUGUGGUGUCCUCCUGGGCAGAAAAUUUCUGAAAUAAAGUUUGCUAGUUAUGGAAUGCCCGAGGGGACUUGUGGAAGCUUUAGUGAGGGAAGCUGCCAUGCCCACAGGUCAUAUGAUGCGUUUCAAAAGAAUUGCAUUGGAAAACAAUCAUGUUCGGUAACUGUGGCUCCAGAAGUUUUUGGAGGAGAUCCAUGUCCAGAUAGCAUGAAGAAGCUCUCAGUUGAAGCUGCCUGCAACUGAAGACUAAAGAGAAAGAACUGUGGUAAACCAAAAAAAUUGAAGGCCAGACUAGUUCAUAUUCAGUACGUAGAUACUCCCUCACAGCCUCUGUGAGUUUUAAAGGUAGUUCAAGCUUACACAUCCUAUACUGCAAAGAUGAUAUGGAUUUGACUCUGCUAGAAAACAAUAAAGAAGAGAGUGAACACAGCACACUCUGUUUGGCCAAUGCCAAAUAUUGUUUGUGAAAUGGUAGAAAGGAUGCUUUGUGUACAUAGAGAAGCUAUUAUUUGUCUGAUAAAGCUUCAUACAUAAUACUUAGGAUCACUUUCUAAAAUCUAGGAUUACUCUAGCUUGCUGGAAUCAAUUUAUGCCUGUAAGGCUCAAGUGGAAAGCAAUUUCAUUGCUUCUCUUUGUAAAAAUAAACGGGAAAGUAAUAAAUCCAAGUAUUUCAAAAGCAA
Theobroma cacao (cacao) is the source of this 3233-nucleotide messenger RNA. Its product is annotated as beta-galactosidase. Gene Ontology annotation, molecular function: carbohydrate binding; hydrolase activity, hydrolyzing O-glycosyl compounds. Gene Ontology annotation, biological process: carbohydrate metabolic process. Lineage: Eukaryota; Viridiplantae; Streptophyta; Magnoliopsida; Malvales; Malvaceae. The record is from RefSeq and is a predicted model, not a curated record.